Messenger RNA from Plasmodium adleri (nom. inval.), 1482 nucleotides. Its product is annotated as rRNA processing WD-repeat protein, putative. Gene Ontology annotation, molecular function: protein binding. The coding region runs from base 1 to 1482 and encodes 493 amino acids. NCBI's taxonomy places the organism in Eukaryota, Apicomplexa, Aconoidasida, Haemosporida, Plasmodiidae. Gene Ontology annotation, cellular component: nucleus. The transcript has 3 exons. Gene Ontology annotation, biological process: rRNA processing. The record is from RefSeq and is a predicted model, not a curated record.
AUGGAUAAUCAAGUGACAGAUGAAAGUGACGUAGUAAAUAAUUCAAGCGAAGAUAUAAAAAAGAAAGAAAAAAUUGGAAAGAAGAAAAAAACAAAAAAACAAAAAAAGGAAGUUAAAAAAAGUGAUAUCAUUAGUUGUAUAACAUUUUUAUCAAGAGGAAAAAAAAAAAAAAGUCUCAAAGAAAGUAACGAUGAGCACGAAAAAUAUGAUGAAUAUGAAAAAUAUUCAAGUGAUUAUAAUACCUCUGAUGGCUCAUCCAAUGAAGAGAAAAGUCAUAAACAUAAAAAAAAAAGGAAAAAAGGAAAAAGCGACAAAUAUGACGUCCUCGAAAAUAUAUUUAAUGAUGAAAGAGAAUAUAAGAAAAACAUUGUUGAUGAUAAUUUAAUUUCAAAGGAUAAGAAAUAUGUGUAUGAAGAUGAAUUAAAUAUUGAAGAAAAUGAUUCUAUAGUUAUAAAUGGGAAAAUAUAUAGUGAUAUGGGUACUAUAGAAAUACAUAUUUUUAAUUAUGAUGAAGAUAUAUUUAAUAUUUAUGAUGAUGUUAUAAUAGAUAAUUAUCCUCUAUGUAUUGAAACAAUAUAUCAAUCAUAUUUUAAUGAAAAAAAUAUUCUAGCUGUUGGUACUUUGAAUCCUAGUAUUGAACUGUGGGAUAUAAAUAACAUCGAUAUGUUAGAACCAUUACAUUUUUUAGGAGAUGAUGAAAUGAAAAUAUUAAAAAAAAAUAAAAAGAGAAAACUUAAAAAAAAUAAUAAUAUACAUAAUGAAAAUGAAAAUAUAAAAAAUAUAUCUAAAGAAGAAAUUAAGGGUCAUACUGAUUGUGUUACAUCUUUAAAUUCAUCAAAAUUAUUACCUUCUUUAUUAGUUAGUGGUUCAAAAGAUAGUACUAUUAAAUUAUGGGAUUUAAAUAAUUUAAAUAAUUUACAUACUUUUUCAUUUCAUAAAAAAAAAAUUAAUAAUUUAUCAUUUCAUUCAAAAGAUAAAAAUAUAUUAUUCUCAACAUCAUCUGAUAAAACAUUAAAAAUAUAUGAUAUAAGACAAAAUAAAGUUGCAUUAGAUAUUCAUUUAUCAAAUAUACCUGAGGCUACUAUAUGGAAUACACACGAAGAAAAUAUUAUUUUAUCAUCUUAUAUUGAUGGAUUUAUAAAUAAAAUAGAUAUUAGAUAUAAUAAUACUUUAUCUAAUAAACCUCAAAGUAAUUAUUUAGUAAAUUUCAAGUCAUUCGAAAAAUCAUGUACCUCUUUAUUAUCUACACAUUAUAAAAAUCUAACACUAGCUGGAUCUGAAGAUGGAAUAAUAAAAGCUUAUGACUUUAAUAACAUUCUCAAUGAACAACCUCAUUGUGUGUAUUCAAAGAAUCUUAAAAAGAAUUUAUUUUAUAUGAAAGACAAUGAAGAUUGGCCCAAUGUUGUCUUUCUAGGAUGCGAUAAAUUAUAUGAUUGGGAUUUAUUUGAAUGUGAAGAAAUAAAAAAAUAUUUCAAUUUAUAA